Molecule: messenger RNA, 2093 nt
Organism: Punctularia strigosozonata HHB-11173 SS5
Lineage: Eukaryota; Fungi; Basidiomycota; Agaricomycetes; Corticiales; Punctulariaceae
Exons: 1
Coding region: 186-2093 (635 amino acids)
Source: RefSeq, a predicted model, not a curated record
UUGCCCUUGACCUCCAUCGUGUCCUCGCGUUCCGCUCGUCUCACAUCUCAGCCUAUCGCCUCCUUUCUUGCGUUGAUCUUUCACCGAGAGAUACCAUUCUACUCAACGCGUUUUUUGUCUAAAUAUACUCUCUAUCGGACCUGUUACCCGGGGGAGCUCUCACGCAACGUUUUUGCAACCGAACCAUGGCUCUUCUGCAACGUCAGCCCACAACGGCGUCAGAAUCCGCACGCUGGACUCGCGACUCAAACCCUCUUUAUAUGGACCUCGUCCAAGGACGACUGCUGACGCCCAAAAAGACCCACACGCGUGGACCCUUGACAUCAGGCAAUCGGGCUCGCAACGACGGCAGCGGCAUAGACGACGAUAUCCCCGUUUCUUCAGUCGGCAACUCAGGCCCCCUACCUCACAUCGCAGAGCGAACUCAAUCUCCUUCCUCUCUCCCAAGCGCCCUCUUCUCCCGAACUCAAUCUGGUUCCUCCACCUCUUCCGCAGCAUCACCGUUGGUGCGCAAGUCGCCGUCGCCUCUGAAACGGAAUCUGCGCUUCAGUAGAGGACCAGGAUCACCCGCGCCCCGCCCGGUUCUCGGUCGACGUUUCUCGGAUGCUCUGAGCGUGGAAGUGGACGCGGAUCUAGACGAUCUCGGGCCGAUUCUGGGCGCUCUUUCUCUGUCUCGCGAUGACGACCACGCUGACGACGAAGAAGAAAUACACUCGGUAUCUCCAGCCCCAGGACGCGCGUACCUGUUUCGCAUAUCUCAGUCCACGGCCACUGCUUCUCCUCUUCGUACUACUACUAACAGUAACACUCGCGGAGGUGAUCAGCAAGAGAACUCGUGCGCCCUAUCUCUGCCUUCUCCCGCCACGGCCAAAGUCAAGCCCGGCUGCGGUCCUCUGCCGUCGAACAAUGCCCGCGGGCUGCUCUUGCCCAACAAGUCCAACUUCGCUGCGCCGGGUGGUAAUAUGGCCCCUCGGACGGAUGAUCUACCUCUGGACCUCUGGCUGCUCCUGGAUGACCUCGCACCGGCGAUCCGGACUCACGUUGGCCUCGAGACCGACCCUGUUGAUGUACGGCUACCGGAAACCGACGCUCGUCAACCUAACCUGGAAGCCUCGAUCGAACCGUCUGAUCCUGUCUCUGAACCUCCGCGUUGCGCCGCUGCUCUGAUACCACCCAAGGAGGAGGAGGAGGACGAGGAGGAAUCUGCGCGGUUCGAUACAGGCUUGGCCGGGCAGACCGACUCCCGAGCCUGCUUUGCGCGCCCGUGGGACGCGUUCGACAGCAGCUACACCUUGUCCGCGCUCAGCGUCUGCGGCAGCUCGGACUCGAUCUCCGCCUCGUCGCCACUCACGUUCUCGGUCCGGCUUCCCCCCGUCGCCGAAGUGGACGGCGAGGGAGAGGCGGAGGUGGCUGGGAGCGACGGUGCGGAAACGCCGGCGGAGGACGAGAAGGAGCAGGGGCAGGGGCAGGGGCAGACGCCGCGCCGGACCAGGACGCUGGUCGCCAUGCGGCGCAGUGCCGGGAGCCGCGGCGGCCCGGAUGCGGUCGAGCCGGACCGUGGCCAUGACCGUGCAGAUGCGGAGGGCGCGGUGCGGGCGACAGCAGCGAGGCGCGCGAAGCACUUCUCCGCCCCGGGGCUCUCGAGCACGGUCAUGUAUGGCUCGCCGCCGGCGACCCCGCGCCGCGCGACGCUGGAUCCCGUACCUGAAGAGCAAGAAGAAGACGACGAAGGCGCCGCGCGUCGUCGACGGGCGGGGUCGGUCCGGAAGCGCGAGAGCGUUGGGGUGCUCAUUGGCCAGCUCAUGCUCGACGACGACCCGCCGCCGUUUGACUCGCGUGGCCACCUCCGGUGUCAGGCUGUGGCUGCGGCGGCGGAGGGUACGCAGACGCAGGACAGCCUGCCAGCGUUGGCAGUGCACGGUUCGCGCCCUAGUUCCCCGGCCGAAGAUCUUGAAGAAGCACCAGGUACAGUGGAGGAGAGGGAAGGCGGACAGGAGAAGGGUAUGACAGCAUACCCGUCGAUCAUCCUGGAGAUCAUCGAGGAGCUGGCCCAGGAGGCCGAAGACUGGCGGGUCAGCCGAUGGGACUUCUGA